This is a messenger RNA of Lipotes vexillifer (Yangtze River dolphin), 2263 nucleotides long. It is a transcript of the gene RCOR2, whose product is annotated as REST corepressor 2. Gene Ontology annotation, molecular function: transcription corepressor activity. Bases 1 to 1575 code for a protein of 524 amino acids. The transcript is spliced from 12 exons. Gene Ontology annotation, cellular component: transcription regulator complex; histone deacetylase complex. The record is from RefSeq and is a predicted model, not a curated record. NCBI's taxonomy places the organism in Eukaryota, Metazoa, Chordata, Mammalia, Artiodactyla, Lipotidae. Gene Ontology annotation, biological process: negative regulation of DNA-templated transcription; regulation of transcription by RNA polymerase II.
AUGCCCUCGGUGAUGGAGAAGCCGAGCGCGGGCUCCGGGAUCCUGUCCCGCAGCCGGGCCAAGACGGCGCCCAACGGCGGACAACCCCACUCGGAGGAUGACAGCAGCGAGGAGGAGCACUCGCACGACAGCAUGAUCCGCGUUGGAACCAAUUACCAGGCCGUAAUUCCGGAGUGCAAGCCUGAGAGCCCCGCGCGCUACAGUAACAAGGAGCUGAAGGGGAUGUUGGUGUGGUCACCCAACCACUGUGUGUCAGAUGCCAAGCUUGACAAGUACAUUGCGAUGGCCAAGGAGAAGCAUGGUUACAACAUUGAGCAGGCGCUGGGCAUGCUCCUGUGGCAUAAGCACGACGUAGAGAAGUCGCUGGCUGACCUGGCCAACUUCACCCCGUUCCCGGACGAGUGGACAGUAGAGGACAAGGUGCUGUUUGAACAGGCCUUUGGCUUCCACGGCAAAUGUUUCCAGCGGAUCCAGCAGAUGCUGCCUGACAAGCUGAUUCCCAGCCUGGUGAAAUAUUACUACUCUUGGAAGAAGACCCGCAGCCGGACCAGUGUGAUGGACAGACAGGCUCGGCGGCUGGGGGGCCGGAAGGACAAAGAAGACAGUGAUGAGCUUGAAGAGGGACGAGGAGCCGUGAGUGAGGGGGAGCCGGACGCUGGAGACCCCACGAGAGAGCCUCUGCCCUCUCGGCCCCUGAAUGCCCGCCCAGGUCCGGGAAAGAAGGAGGCCCAGGGGUCUCAGUACCGCCACCAUCCGCUGCGAACUCGGCGGCGCCCUCCCAAGGGCAUGUACCUGAGCCCUGAGGGCCUCACUGCCGUGUCAGGGAGCCCGGACCUUGCCAACCUCACACUUCGAGGCCUCGACUCCCAGCUCAUCUCCCUCAAGCGCCAGGUGCAAAGCAUGAAGCAGACCAACAGCAGCCUCCGCCAAGCCCUGGAGGGGGGCAUCGAUCCACUCCGCCCCCCUGAGGCCAACACCAAGUUCAACUCCCGCUGGACCACGGAUGAGCAGCUUUUGGCAGUACAAGCCAUCCGUAGGUAUGGCAAAGACUUUGGGGCUAUUGCAGAGGUGAUUGGGAACAAGACUCUGACCCAGGUGAAGACCUUCUUUGUGAGCUACCGGCGCCGCUUCAAUCUGGAGGAGGUGCUGCAGGAAUGGGAGGCCGAGCAGGAUGGGGCCCCUGGAGCCCCCCCGGUCCCCAUGGAGGAGGCUAGGAGAGGGGCUCCCUUGCCACCCCCAGCCCUGGAGGAAGAUGAUGAGGUCCAGAUUACAUCUGUGUCGACAUCAGGACCCCGAUCGGGGCCCCCUGCGCCGCCCCCUCCUCCACCUCCCACCUCGCUGUCCCAGCCGCCGCCACUGCUGAGGCCACCUUUGCCCACGGCUCCCACCCUGCUCCGCCAGCCACCCCCACUCCAGCAGGGCCGCUUCCUCCAGCCCCGGCUGGCCCCCAACCAGCCCCCACCACCUCUCAUCCGCCCUGCCCUGGCUGCCUCCCGCCACGGUGCCCGCCCCGGCCCUCAGCCCGCACCCCCUCUGGCUGGAGCCCCCCUGGAGCCUCCAGCACCCUCGCUCUGAGCCCCGAGGCCCUCCGCCAACCGGAGGCUCCAGAACCCCUUUGCCGGACGUCCUCGGGGACCUCCAGCUUCACUGAGGACAGAAGAGACUAGAGCUCUCGCCAGGUCUUUCGAAGACCCAGCGCUGCCGACGGGGGUGGGGGUGGGGGUGGGGGGGCGCACAGCCUGGACCCCCGCGGGUUCUGCACGUCUUUCUGGCAGCCAGCCUGUCUCCACCCCCACCCCAGCCAGGGUCUGGGGCCUUCUGAGCUGGCCCGAGGGUACUUUUCCUGGCUGGGACUGGAAUGGCUGCCUCCUAGUCUGCCAGGGCGUGGCCUAGGGGUCCUGCCCUUCGUGUGUAGGGGGUAGUGACCAUAGCCUGCGGGGGGCGGAGAGGACAGUUUAGUGUGUUGGCUGUUCUUCCUCUUCCCCUUCUUUUAGCAAUAAGUCUGGGGUGAGGUGGGGAGGGAGCUGGAGGGGGGAAGUGGGCAGAGGUUCCUUGGGGCCUGACAGCAUCAGAGGCUGAAGAGGCAGCUCUCCGGUCUUCAGGGGGUCUUCAGGGGGCCGGGUGGAAAGUGCUGAGGAGCCCUGAGGGUGCCCACUGUGCCCACCGCCCAAAAGCUUAGAGAAAGGAGGGUUGGGAACAUAUGCAGACAUGGGUUUAUUUUUCAAUGUUUUUUAAAAAUAAAUAAAACCUUCAAGCUCACUGA